Molecule: messenger RNA, 1641 nt
Organism: Trichoderma gamsii
Lineage: Eukaryota; Fungi; Ascomycota; Sordariomycetes; Hypocreales; Hypocreaceae
Exons: 1
Coding region: 1-1641 (546 amino acids)
Source: RefSeq, a predicted model, not a curated record
AUGCUCGAAUUCUACAUGGCAUGGACAGCCCUCCGACUGAUGAACAAGGAGCAGAAAUCUGUUAAGUGGCCUUGGUGGUUUCAAAUGCUAUCAUUUUCAUGGCUACCAUCUCACCGCCACUAUCUAAACUCUAAAACCAAAGAUCUGGAGAGCCAAGAUGUGAGAAGUUUGGAGAGUCAAGACGCCAGAAACUCGGAGAGCCAGCACCCCAGAGGUUCAGAAUGCCAGAAUGCCAGAGAUUUGAAGAGCCAACGCGCCAAAAGUUCAGAGAAACAAAAUGAUAGCUGUGGGGAGAGCCAAGACGCCAGAAUUGCGGAGAGCCAGGAUGGCACAGAUCAAUCAGAAAAGAGGACAUGGACUUUGACACACUGCUAUUUUGCCAACAUGGGCGGGUUUAUACAUGCCGCAAAAGGGAAAAGAUUUCUGGUUACUGCUCAGCAGCUGGCGAAGAUGGAGGGCCUUUCAUACGCAAGCCCGGAGGUCACAGAGGAAGAUAUUAAAGACAAAAGCAAGCAGGAUUGGUUGGCCAAGCUCAUCGCCGCUCUUCAGAUCUUGCAACUCAUCUUUUCCAUCAUCACGCGACAUAUCCAACGAUUGCAAUUUUCGCAGCUUGAGACAGUCACGCUCUCAUUUGCUAUUUGCGGCGUGCUAAUCUACUGCGCAUACUUCUACAAACCUCAAAACAUUGAACGUGCCUUUGAAAUCAAAGAUAUUACGAACAAUACCGCAGAUUGGUUCUCGUCGCUACAGUUUGAGAAGACUUAUGAUAGUCUUUGGGCAAUCAUGCGGAAUAAGGAAACUAGCUCCAAGGAAGCUAACUCCAAAUAUCUCAACUCUAACGAAGCUGAUAACGCAAAGUAUCAGAAAGCAACCAGAAUCCCGAAUGAUAACAUACCAAUCUAUAGAGGCAACAAUGACGUUCAUCCAGUAGUAUACUUACUGGCGCUGUCUUCUGGGCUUUUCGGUGCUAUACAUGCCAUUGCAUGGCACUUUGAAUUUCCCACCAAAGUGGAAAGGUUGCUUUGGCAGAUAGCUACCUGCAUUUCUGCAGCGAGCCCUGUCGUUGGCCUAGUUGCCGUCCCAAUUUCUCAAUUUACGAAGGCCGACGGGGACCCUGAACUAUUCGCUGGUAAUUGCCUAAGAGUGAUCCAGGAAUACUCUUGGCAUAAUCCAAAUACGCCCUGGGUUCGCAAUGCUAUAAAGGAUUUAGAAGAUGCCAUUGCUAAGGCCGAACCAAAAAGAUAUUCAGACAUCUUCCGUGAGGCUGGAGAUAGCAUGCUCGUGGAUCUUCGAGACUAUCUAGAUUUAAAGGGCCGCUUUCAGGGUUUAGACCCGAAAAUAUUUGAGCUGCACAGUGAUGAGCUAUUUAUUAGAAAUUUCCACCGGCUUCUCAACGCUGUGUUUGGUAAAGAGACGAAGAAAGUCGAGGAAGCAGCUCGGGUUGGCGUGUGGCCGAGACAGUCACUGCUUCCUCGCGGAGUCAACCAGGGUAUUUUGUACCUUACUGGAUUUCUUUACUGCGCUGCUCGCCUGCUAUUACUGGCAAUCUCAAUCUCUAGCAUUCGGAAGAUGCCGGGGUCGGUUUAUAUCGUUACAGAUUGGACAGGAUACCUGCCAACGUUUGGUGCGAUGGGUGGAUGA